GGGUGAGCAAAUUCAAAAUUGCGAGCGUACAAAACGAACCUUCUCGGGGAUACAGAUAUUGCACUAGCGCUUCUCGGGAUACAACACAUGGCCGCGGUGGCGCUUUGAGCCCUCUCUCUCUCUCUCUCUGCGUCGCCAUGGCGUCUAACGCUCAACCCUCAGCUAAUAGCCCUCCCCCAAAACCUUGGGAACAAGCUGGGUCCUCAUCUGGUCCAACACCUUUUAAGCCCUCUUCUCUGGGUAGCACAAGUGACGUGGUUGAGUCUUCUGGAACAGCAAGACCCGGUGAAAUUGUUUCGACUACAAAUACAGCUGUAAAUAGAAAUGCACUUGGGAGGUCUGUGCCCACUAGACCCUGGGAACAACAGACGUACGGGAACACUUAUGGAGGUGUUGGUUCUGGUUUGAAUUAUAAUUCUGGUUAUGGCUCUGGAAUGUAUGGUUCAUAUGGUGGAGGGUUAGGUGGGUCUUAUGGCGGGGGGUUGUAUGGAAACAGCAUGUACCGAGGAGGUUAUGGUGGGCUUUAUGGAGGUUCUGGGGGCAGCAUGUAUGGAGGGGGAAUGUACAGUGGUGGUUUUGGAGGCCCAAUUGGUGGUUAUGGGGGAAUGGGCAUGGGGGGUCCAUAUGGAAAUCAAGAUCCUAAUAAUCCUUUUGGUGCUCCACCAUCACCGCCAGGGUUUUGGGUAUCCUUCCUGCGUGUUAUGGAAGGUGUGGUAACCUUCUUUGGCCGGAUUGCAAUACUGAUAGACCAGAAUACACAGGCAUUCCACAUGUUUAUUUCUGCGCUUCUUCAGCUGUUUGAUCGGUCAGGAUUACUAUACGGAGAGCUUGCAAGAUUUGUGUUGAGACUGUUGGGGAUUAGAACUAAACCUAAGAAGGUUCAGCCAUCUGGACCUGAUUUAUCGCUCGGCCCUCACAAUCCUCAUGGAGGGCAAAACUACAUUGAAGGACCCAAGGCUGGUCCAAGUGGUGGUCCAUGGGACAGUGUAUGGGGAGGUAAUUGAUUUUGUUCCACCCAGCUUAUGUUCAUCCUGCUGAACGAGCCUGUGAAAUUUGGCUGAAAUCUGUAUGGAGGUAAAGAGUGCGGAUGGAAAACGAUGAUGCCAUUGCAUGUAUACAAAUUGGAUUUGCCGUAUGAGAAAUGAUGCUUGCAUGAAUAAAAGAAGCUCUCUCUCUCUCUCUCUCUCUCUCCAAGUAUUCCUAUGUGCUCUAGUUUUGCUUGUGUUAGUUUUGUGCUAAGCACUUCUGAACGCAAUAAAGGUAGAGAGAUACUAAUGUAAUGUGUUUUUUGUUGUUGUUGCUAUAAUGUAGUGUGUAAAUACUAUUGAGUAUGAAGAAAAAAAAAGUACUAUUGAGUAUGAGCAAUUUAUAUUUGUUAAAAGAGUGUUAAUUCUUCUU
Camellia sinensis is the source of this 1398-nucleotide messenger RNA. RefSeq names its product peroxisomal membrane protein 13. Gene Ontology annotation, cellular component: peroxisomal membrane; peroxisome; peroxisomal importomer complex. Gene Ontology annotation, biological process: protein import into peroxisome matrix, docking. The record is from RefSeq and is a predicted model, not a curated record. Lineage: Eukaryota; Viridiplantae; Streptophyta; Magnoliopsida; Ericales; Theaceae.